This is a messenger RNA of Laccaria bicolor S238N-H82, 2352 nucleotides long. Its product is annotated as ectomycorrhiza-upregulated exo-beta-1,3-glucanase GH5. Gene Ontology annotation, molecular function: beta-glucosidase activity. Gene Ontology annotation, cellular component: cell surface; extracellular region. The transcript is spliced from 10 exons. NCBI's taxonomy places the organism in Eukaryota, Fungi, Basidiomycota, Agaricomycetes, Agaricales, Hydnangiaceae. Gene Ontology annotation, biological process: glucan catabolic process. The record is from RefSeq and is a predicted model, not a curated record. Bases 1 to 2136 code for a protein of 711 amino acids.
AUGGCGACCAACGCGCCGUUCAUUCAGGAGACCCCUCGCGAACCGCUUACGACGACCGACAUGGAAGGUGGACCCGCCCAACACGAUCAGUAUGCUGCAUCCGCCCUACCGAACCCAGUACCCAACAAGGAGGCCUAUUCAGAUCCCACCACCACCAACACCGAGUCGGCUAUGACCAAAAGACGAAGGCGUCAUUAUCGUUGUCUUUGUAUCAUCUUUGCUGCGAUCGUGGUCCUCAUUCUCGUCAUCGCCAUUCCUGCUGGUGUAGUGUCCAAGAAGAAAAACCAAGGACAUCAGAGUCAAGACAACGCCGCCUCGACGGGAACGCAAACCAAGACCGCAAGUGGGAGUAAGCCGACUACCGCUGUCGACAUCACUGGCGGUGACGGUUCGACAAUCAAGGCCGAAGAUGGCACUACCUUCACGUACAACAACAAAUUUGGUGGCACCUGGGUUUCGGAUCGCGAUGCGCCAUUCAACAACAACGCUCAGGCAAACUCGUGGACUCCCCCGCUCAAUCAAACUUGGACUUUCGGGAAGGACCGCAUCCGUGGCGUUAAUUUAGGUGGUUGGUUUGUACUGGAACCUUUCAUCUCUCCGGCUCUUUAUCAGAAAUACCCUGGCGCGGUUGAUGAAUGGAGUUUAAGCACGCUCAUGGCGGCUGACACCGCUAAUGGAGGACUCGACCAGAUCGAGCACCAUUACGCGACUUUCAUGACGGAGGCAGAUAUCGCUGAAAUCGCUGGUGCAGGUCUAAACUGGGUCAGGGUCCCUAUUGCGUUCUGGGCUAUCGAAACUUGGCCAGGUGAACCGUUCCUCGCCCAAAAGAGCUGGAAAUACAUCGUCCGCCUCUUUGGCUGGUGUAGGAAGUAUGGAAUUCGUGUGUAUCUCGAUUUGCAUACCAUCCCUGGAUCACAAAACGGCUUCAACCACUCCGGGAGGAAGGGUCAGAUCAAUUUCCUUCACGGUGUGAUGGGUAUGGCAAAUGCUCAGCGGACGUUGAACUAUAUUCGAGUCAUCACGCAGUUCAUCUCUCAGCCGGAAUGGCGGAACGUCGUCGUCAUGUUCGGCGUCAUGAACGAGGCUAUUCCACGAACCAUCGGGGAAAAUGAAAUGCGAUCCUUUUAUAUCGAGGUUCAUAGAGUAAUACGAUCGGUCAGUGGUUACGGCGCUGGGAAUGGGCCGUACAUGGCCUUCCACGACGGCUUUUUGUCACUCGCUCCCUGGCCAGACUUUAUGCGUGGCGCGGAUCGGGUGGUCCUAGACAGUCAUCCUUACUUCGCAUUCAAUGGUGGACCCGCGCUGGAUCCCAUUGCUACUGGUACUGGUGCUGACGCAGGUGGGAUGUGGCCUCGCGCGGCGUGUGAGCGCUGGGCGACCGAUUUCAGCAACAGCCGCAGGAACUAUGGCAUUACCAUCGCUGGUGAAUGGAGCAACGGAUUCAAUGACUGUGGUCUGUUCCUGAAUGGCGUCGCUGAGAAGGACACUGUUACAUAUGGCGGCAACUGCGAAGACUGGAUGGAUGCUUCCAAAUGGGACGCGGCGACCAAGGCUGGCAUCAUGCAUUUCGCGCAGGCCAGUAUGGAUGCGCUUGGGGAUAAUUUUUUCUGGACGUGGAAGAUCGGAAAGUCUGAGCGAGGCAUUAGCGAAUCUCCCUUGUGGUCUUACCAGCAGGGACUUCGUGAAGGUUUCAUGCCAACCGACCCACGAACGGCAGACGGAACAUGUGCAGCUCUCGGUGUCGUGCCUCAGCAGCCUUUCGACGGCAAUUACCAGCCAUGGAUGGUCGGAGCUGUCGGAGCUGGUGCGCCGCAAGAUGCUCCCAGGUAUACGUGGCCUAUCGCGAAGGUUGCCGAUGGAGGCCCGAGUGCCGACUUGCCACAAUACGCCAUGACUGGUCCAAUUGUCAAGCUGAGCGCGCCUACGUUUACUGGAUCUGACGGGAAGGCGAUUCCUUCUGGCGAUGGGUGGUUCAACGAGGACGACAAGAUGGGCUCGCCUGCCCCGAUUCCUGGUUGUAAUUAUCCGGAUGCCUGGGACGCGGAAGGUGCAGAAAUCCCUGCGGGUUGUACUCUCAAUAUUGGCAAUGCUGGUGCUGGUCCCGCCAAUGAUCCCGCGGCCGCUCCUCCCGCUUAGCGGUUCUCAUCUUGACAACUAGACGUUGCAGCUGAAUACCCCCUACGUUAUGAUACACCUACCCACAUUUCUACUUUACCCACUCUCGUUUUAUAACUUGCCACUCUUACUAUACGAUCCACUAGUCGGUACGAUAUUCUAUUUUCCUAUUCUCCUCUAGAAGACUUUAUCAUCCUAACGUAAUACAUACGUAAUGACGACCAAAUGACGACCUCG